AUGGAAACGCUAACAAAUUUUGGCCAAGUGGCCCUGAAAUGGGAUCCAAAAAAUCUCGAAAUUCGCACGAUGUCGGUGGAAAAAACGCUCGAACCGCUGGUGCUUCAGGUGACCACACUCGUGAGCACGAAAGGGCCAAGCAAAAAGAAAAAAGGCAAAUCGAAACGCGCAAGUGCAUUGGUUGCUGCCGUCGAAAAGGCCACCGAUAUCUUCAUCGAACGCGGAGAACAGAUUGCGUACGAAAACCCGGACAUCACGCAGGAGAUGUUGUCGGCCGUCGAGGAGGUCCGCAAGACCGGUUCGGCCAUGAGCAUCGCGGCGCGCGAGUUCUCGGAGGAUCCGUGCAGUUCGCUCAAGCGCGGCAACAUGGUUCGCGCCGCCCGGAAUCUGCUUUCGGCCGUGACGCGGCUGCUUAUCUUGGCCGACAUGGUUGACGUGCACCUGCUACUGAAGUCACUGCACGUCGUAGAGGACGACCUGGACAAGCUGCGGAACGCGUCGUCACAGGACGAGCUGAUGAAUAAUAUGCGCCAGUUCGGGCGGAACGCGAAUGAGCUCAUCAAGCAGGCCGCCAAACGCCAGCAAGAGCUAAAAGAUCCGCAGCUACGGGAUGAUUUGGCAGCAGCCCGUGCCGUGCUGAAGAAGCACUCCACGAUGCUGCUGACGGCGUCGAAGGUGUACGUGCGCCAUCCCGAGCUGGACCUGGCCAAGGUGAAUCGGGACCACAUCCUCAAGCAGGUGUGUGAGGCGGUCAACACGAUCAGCGACGUCGCACAGGGCAAGUCGUCCCAGCCACAGGACGUGUACGUGGGUGCCGGCGAGCUAGCGGCGGCCUUGGACGACUUCGACGAAGGCAUCAUUAUGGAUCCGAGAGCUUACAACGAAGUCCGUUCCAGACCGUCACUCGAGGAGCGUCUAGAAAGCAUCAUCAGUGCGGCAGCGCUGAUGGCCGACGCAGAUUGCACGCGUGACGAAAGGCGCGAGCGGAUUGUCGGAGAGUGCAAUGCGGUCCGGCAAGCGCUGCAAGACCUGCUGUCGGAGUAUAUGUCCAACAUGGGAACAAAAGAUCGUACACCGGAGCUGGAGCGUGCGAUCGGUCACAUGUACCGGAAGACGAAAGAUCUACGCCGCCAGCUGCGAAAGGCAGUUGUCGACCACGUGUCGGAUUCGUUCCUUGAAACGAACAUGCCGUUACUUGAUCUGAUCGAGGCGGCCCGCAGUGGCAACGAAAAGGUCGUUCGCGAGCGGGCCGACAUUUUCACGAAGCACGCAGAAAAGUUGGUCGAAGUGGCGAAUCUCGUGUGCAGCAUGUCCAACAACGAGGACGGCGUUAAGAUGGUGCGAUACGCGGCCGACCAGAUCGAAACCCUCUGCCCGCAGGUGAUCAACGCGGCAUUGAUUUUGGCCGUUCGGCCCAACUCGAAGGUUGCGCAGGAGAAUAUGGAAGCGUACCGACUGGCCUGGGAGAACCAGGUGCGCAUUCUUACAGAGGCAGUCGAUGAUAUUACGACGAUCGACGAUUUCCUGGCCGUGUCGGAGAACCACAUUCUGGAGGACGUAAACAAGUGCGUUCUGGCGCUGCAAGAGGGCGAUGCACUGGAUUUGCGCAAUACGGCGGGUGCUAUCCAGGGUCGAUCGGCGCGCGUUUGCAACGUAGUAGAGGCGGAGAUGGACAACUAUGAACCAUGCAUCUAUACCAAACGAGUGCUGGAGGCGGUAAAGGUGCUGCGCGAACAGGUCAUGUCGAAGUUUGCUCAACGUGUGGAUGUGGCCGUCGAUGCACUUUCUUCAAACUCACCGAAGGACGUAGAUGAGAACGAUUUCAUUGACGCAUCGCGCCUGGUGUACGAUGGCGUGCGUGAAAUUCGUCGCGCGGUGCUGAUGAAUAGGAGUUCCGACGAACUGGACACAGACACGGAGUUCGAACCGGUUGAGGAUAUGACCGUCGAAACGCGUAGUAGAUCAAGUGCACAUACCGGUGAUCAAACGAUUGACGAAUAUCCAGAAAUUAGUGGCAUUACAACCGCUAGAGAAGCGAUGCGAAAGAUGAACGAAGAAGACAAGCAGAAGAUCAUGCAGCAAGUCGAGUUGUUCCGUCGCGAGAAGCUGACCUUCGACUCAGAGGUUGCCAAAUGGGACGACACCGGCAACGACAUUAUCUAUCUUGCCAAGCACAUGUGCAUGAUCAUGAUGGAAAUGACGGACUUCACGCGCGGUCGCGGGCCACUCAAAACGACAAUGGACGUCAUCAAUGCGGCGAAGAAAAUUUCUGAAGCGGGCACGAAGCUCGACAAGCUGACACGUGAGAUCGCCGAUCAAUGUCCAGAAAGCUCGACCAAGAAGGAUCUGCUCGCUUACCUGCAGCGUAUUGCGCUGUACUGCCACCAGAUUCAGAUCACCUCGAAGGUGAAAGCGGACGUGCAGAACAUUAGCGGUGAAUUGAUCGUGUCAGGGGUAAUGUUGGACAGUGCGACCUCGUUGAUUCAGGCGGCCAAGAACCUGAUGAAUGCCGUCGUUUACACAGUCAAGUACUCGUAUGUCGCUUCUACCAAGUACACACGACAGGGAACCGUUUCGAACUACUCACCAAUCGUCGUUUGGAAGAUGAAGGCACCAGAAAAGAAACCCCUGGUACGGCCUGAGAAACCGGAAGAGGUACGCGCCAAGGUCCGACGCGCAUCGCAGAAGAAAACCCAAAAUCCCGUGCAUGCUCUCUCAGAAUUCCAGAGCCCUACGGACGCCGUCUAA
Anopheles nili is the source of this 2748-nucleotide messenger RNA. RefSeq names its product catenin alpha (gene alpha-Cat). Gene Ontology annotation, cellular component: adherens junction; actin cytoskeleton; catenin complex. The record is from RefSeq and is a predicted model, not a curated record. Gene Ontology annotation, biological process: cell-cell adhesion; cell migration. Bases 1 to 2748 code for a protein of 915 amino acids. Lineage: Eukaryota; Metazoa; Arthropoda; Insecta; Diptera; Culicidae. Gene Ontology annotation, molecular function: beta-catenin binding; structural molecule activity; actin filament binding. The transcript has 10 exons.